UGUCUUGGACAGACACCUAGGAACAUCUAAGUGAUCGAACUGCAUCUUGACAAAAAGCACUUCUUUUAACUCUAAAGUUUUUAAUUUUUUUAAGUGAAGUCUACAAGAUAUAGAUUGUCAACUAUACAAGCCUUUGGUGUAAAAAGGAUGAAGUGAGUGGAGCUAAAAUCAACCAGCCCUUGUAAUUACAGUCUACAGAUUGUAGUUAACAAAGUGCUCGGUGUGAUUUUAUUCAGAUGACUACUGGCAAUACUUUUGUCAAAGAACUUUAUAAGCUUUAAAAACAAAAAAGGCAUCUGCUGUUUAGUGCUACUUAAUGCACAUUUGUGCUGUGCAUGAUCUGUCUUUCCAAAUGCUAUGCAUAUUGACUUCGACUACUAAAAUAAGCCCAAGUAGACUUAAUUGAACACAUCCUCAACGCUGUUAUGUGUAAGGAAUUCCGUUGCAAUUGUCCUGGAGAAAGUGAAAACGUGUUAAGUGUCCUAGUGUUAUUUGCAAUCGGAAUUCCAGUAUGUCCUGUGUUACCAAGUACUGAGUGGAACUCUCCAAGUUGUCAUAAUGGCCGCCAGCAAUGAAAGUAUCAACAAACUCCAAGACGACGUCUUGAACUCCAUCCAGUCACUCAUAAGUUCUUGCGGUGGAGAAUGUAAUGCUAAUACACUACAAAAUGACUACAAAGAGCUUUUAGGUUCAGAUGUCCCAAUUAGGAAGUUUAACCAUGGAACUUUUGCCAGCUUUUUACUUGCUCAUCCAAAAGUUUUUGUUUGUACCAACAAAGGUGGUCAACUCUUUGUCAGAUUGAAAGAUGAUAAAUAUGCCUCUCACAUAGCCAAAUUUGCAAGAGAACAGAAGAAAGCCACUCGCAAAAUCAAAGGGAAACCAAAGCCUGGGAGAAGACCUGUCUUUUCAUCUUGGAUGCCAGCUCAUGACAUCAGGCAGAUUAGUGCAGACAUUCAUCAAAACUGGCGUGAACCUUUCAGACCUAUCCAAACUACCACAAAUAUUCCACGUUCAAAGAAUCCAAAGUCAACCGAGAGAAGACUCUACGUUCCUCCGCAAAGGCAGUUCGGGAAACCCAGAUCACAGGCACCACCAAGGCGACCAGAAAAUCCUCAGGCUAUUACUAAAGGUACACCAUCAAAUAAGCCGAGGUUGUUUCCACAGCCUGACAAGCCUAAAUCACCUCCACCGGGGAAGCCAAAGUCUCCGCCACCAAACAGUACCAAACCACAAGUGAAUACAAAUGCAAAAUCAAAAUCUCCGCCAGCAGUAAAUGUUAGAUCUCCUCUGUUGCCUACACCACCAAUACCAAAGACUAAUCCUUCAGCCCUGUACUAUAACGAUGGUAAUUUCAGUUUUCCAAGGGCCAUUCGAGAUAAUCAAGAUAAGCAGUAUGCUCCAUACUUUGAGGUCCCUCCACGUUUCAAGAAAACGGAGAACAAGCCUGUCAUUAAAACAUUCAAGCAAACUUUAGAGGAGGAGAUCAAGAAGAAAGGCAUCAAGCAGGAUUUGGUUUUUCGGUCCAUUCCCUGUGGCAAGAAGACACAACACUGGGUCUCUGUCGUUAAUAUAAACGGUACCUCCGUGAGUAGUUACCCAGGGGAAUAUACAAAUGUUCAGGAAGCUGAGGAAGAAGUGUCUCGCAAAGCGCUCGAAGUUUUGAAACAACAAGAGGAAACUCGGUACCCAGUAACUGGUGACCUGAAGACCUCAAUUGAUCGGGUGGAAAAGAUUCUAAGCUGUGAGACUGAUGGAGUGGUGUGGUUGGAUCUUGUCCAGAACCUGUACAAGGAGAACUACCAUGAAGUUUUACCUGACAACUGGGCCAAGGAAGUGGAAAAGUAUAAUAAAGAGAAUAAAAUUAAGUAUGGUGUUGUUGUCGAUAACCCUGUGUUAGACAAAUGGACUGUCCAAUUAAAGCAGCAGGAAACUUCAAAAACUACUCCAUAUUUUACUCAGCCUGCAGAAUCCGAAGUCACUUCAGCCAUGUAUGAAAAUUUCCGUCAGCAGUAUAUCACUAGUGCAUAUUCCCAAGAAACAGAAGAAAUGCAGAGCAUUCAUUACCCAUUGCAAGAUAAUAUGAACAUAGUGAAUGGAAUUGGUGGGAUGAACAUCAUGGAAACAAAGGAAGCUGAAGAUUCAGAGCUCCUGCCAAGUUUAGAGUUGCCCUUGACCAACUAUUGGGAUAUAUAUGUUACUUACAUAGAAGACCUCAGCAGAGUUCAUUUCCGCUUGAUCGGAGAAAGUUAUAAUGGUGCUUAUGAAGAUAUGAUAACAGAAAUGGAGCUCUAUUACAUGGAGGACAAGAACAAGACCCGAGUGUCCGAACCAAAGAAAGGGCACAUUUAUGCUGCUGCCCACGAUGAUUCUUGGUGCAGGGUGAAAGUCUUGAAAAUUUCAGGAAAUGAAGCUACUGUUUGUUUCUUUGACCAUGGGGAUGAAGAAGACAUCAAUACAUCACAACUCUAUGAACUAAAUGAGAAAUUCAAGGAACUACCAGCUCAGGCUGUCUGCUGUUCUUUGGCAGGCCUUGAAUUUGGUGGAAAAGAUCAAGCUUCCCUGAGUCUUUUGCAGAACUUGGCACUAGGACAAACUCUAGUGGCACAAGUGAUGUCUCGUGGAAAUACUAUAUCGUUAGUAUUGUAUAACACUGCCACUGAUGAUGAUGUUAACAUAAAUGAAAAGGUUUCUGAACAAAUGGAUCGCAGCUUUAUAGAACCUACUCUUCCAGCAGUUGGUGGUGUAGCUGAGGUGUAUUUGAUUCAUACAACGUCUACUGGUGAUGUGUAUGUGCAGAUUGAAACUGAAACAUAUAAAAUACUACAGAGUCUUCUAGAAAUUGCACGUAGUCGAACUGCUGAGAUUCUUGGUGAGGAUGCUAAGAUUGACCUUACUCGACUUUAUUUGGCUCGCUUCACAGAAGAUGGAGAAUGGUACAGAGCAGCUCCAAGGGCAAAUGUUGAUCCCAAUGGAAAGGUUCUGAUGUGGUUUGUGGAUUUUGGUAACUAUGACCAAGUGCCGACUACGAGCAUAAGGCCACUGGAGGUGAAUGACAAGCUAACCAAAAUACCACACCAGGCCUUGCUCUGUCGUCUACAUAAUGUACCGUCUACAGAAGGUCUCCAAUGGACAAGCCGUGCAUGUCAGCGAAUCAUUGAACUUAUUCCAGAGGAUUCUCCACUACUUCUCAAGGUACAUGCUAGCGGUUGUAAUGGUGGACCUCCUGUAGUCGAACUCUUCAAGAGAUUGUCAGCAACUAAUGAACUUGUUUCAAUCAACGCCACGCUGAGUAUGGAUGAAUCUCUGUUUAGUGCGACAGGUGACAGCAACAACAACAGCUUGAGAAAAGAGAUUGUGCUCUCUCCCUCGCGCAUGAAGAACAGGAGUGGAUCCUCUGCCAGUAUUACCUCAGGCAGCUCAGGUAUGAAUUCAGGACCCUCAUCCAUGAACAGCCAGCAUGAACUUAAUUCACGUGCGUCGUCUCCGUUGGAAAGGAGCAAGAGGUUCCAACAGCCUGGAUCCUUGUUGCCAAUGGACUUACCAUCCAUUGGAGAAUUUUUCGAUGUCUAUGUCACUUAUGCUGCUAGUCCUUCAAACUUUGCUGUGCAGCCAUGGAAAAUGUCUCGCAAAGUUACUGACUUAAUGGAAGAGAUGCAGAGAUAUUAUUCUACUGAAACCAAUUUGAAAUCUGAUACAGAUUUCAAAGUUGGAGGAUAUUUUGCUGUUAAGCACAGUGACAGCAAUUGGUACAGGGCAUACCUGACCAUGGCUAAUGAGGGCAUCGUCAGUGGUCUUUUUGUGGAUUUUGGAGAUUGUUUUGUAGUCACACAAGAUUGUGUUCAGCCAUUACCUUCUGUCUUCCGUUGUCUUCCUUGCCAAGCAAUCAAAGCUAAAUUAGCAGGAGUUGCUGCAGCAAACCUUGAUUGGCGACCUGAAGAUUCUUACCGUUUCAAAGAACUCGUACAAUACCGUGAACUGGUUUCCAUCAUCACCAACAUUGAACAAGACAAAGAAACUUCCGAAUACAUACUUUCCCUUCGCCUGGUUGAUACUUCAGAUCCACAGUUGGAUGUGUAUAUUGAUGAGAUAUUAAUAAGUGAAACGAGAGCAAUAAAGCUAAAUGAAUGAUGUAUUAGUAUUUUAUGCUAAAAAUGAGGACAAUACAUAAUGUGAAGUUACAGUUCAGUAUUUUAUGUAUGGUUCUGUUUGGUUACCUCCUACGCUUAGAUAUAUACUUUAAUACAGAAUAUAUUAUUAUACAUAUACAUUUAUACUCCCCAGCGGUGACUUGCGGCCGCUGUAGUUUAUAAAAACGAAAGCGACAAUAAGGUAGCUUUAUUUGCAAAUUUAUAUAGGAUUGUUUUAUUUUUUUAUAAUACUUUAUAAUCAACCAAUACUUUAAGAGGAAGUUUAAUUUUUUAUAAAAACCUGAGGUUAAUUUUUAUAUAACCAGUACUCUUAAGAGAAAUUGUUUAUCAGUACAUUUAAUCAACUUGUUAAAAUUUGCUACAAGAGAAAUUGUUUAUCAGUACAUUUAAUCAACUUGUUAAAAUUUGCUACAAGAGAAAUUGUUUAUCAGUACAUUCAAUCAACUUGUUUCCAUUUGCUGCAUAGGGAAACAGAGUAAUCGAUAUAAAGUUUCAGUCUGAUUAUAGUGAAUCUCAGUGUUUUGCUUGUGAUGGUUCUGUAGCUUACAUUACUGCAAUGCACUGGAUGUGGACUUCAGGCAGCUUGUUAAUGCACCAUGUCCAUUUACUUGAGAACCAUAGCAUAGCAGGUAAAAGGCAAAGCACAUCAGAGUGAAACAGCUUUGAUGUACUUUUGCAAAUAAGGACAUUGUUGUUGAUAAAUACUUGGGCUCCUUAUUUUCGUUGGCAUCUACAAUAAUAUAUGCCUUACGUAUAACAGUUAUUGCAUGUAAAAAAUAAAAAAAAAAUUGCAUAAUAAAAAAAUAAAUUACAGCAUUACAGCAACUACUUAUUAACAUUUUCUACUAUGAUUUUUUUUUCAGUAUGACAAGUUUAGCCUAGUCAUGUAACAUUGUAUAUUUACAAGAAACUUUUUUGUUUUGCAUUUUUUACAUUGUCUGUCAUAAAUAUUUAUUAUCUGGCUGGAUUUUGAUUGUAAAUAUCUUUGCCAAAGACUUAUGUUUUUUUUUCAUCUCAGGUCUAGGUUGAAAUAAUUUUUGUACUUUGAUUUUCUGUGUCAAAUUCACUUAAUAUUUGUUAGCUAAACUGCAAGGCAUUUGUUAUAAUGAGCUGCAGUCAUUUCAUGUGAUAAAACCCUCAUGAAAUGCUCGAAAUACAGUCAUUUUCUUUUUGUAAAGGGUGUUACAUAAAUCCAUGGAUGGUAGUUAAUACAUGAAAGUUUGUCAGGCCAUUAAAUCCUAAGGAUAACAAUAUUUGGCAUCUGGUUUGCUACUUGAAAUUGAAUAGUUGUUGUUUAUAGUAAUAUGAUGUGGAUAUCAUUAUCAUGGACCUGUGCAGCAUCAGUUAAUUUGUUUGGUUCACUGCAUGGUUAAUAGUUACUUGGAUAUGCACAAAUACAUGGUUUAUGAUAUUAACUAAAAUUUAAUAAAAAAAAAUCCUCAUAUCAUUUACCAGUCUUAUCUAGCAGCUUUGUAAUUGCCAAUGGCAGUACCAGUGUUUCCCAUAUAUAUAUAUAUAUAUAUAUACGUAUAUAUACAAAUAAUACAUGAUAUACUGUAUUAGUAACCUUGGUAAAAAAUGGUUUGAGUCUGAAAGUCAAGAUAUUUCUUUUAACUUUCUUACACGUGUUACAUAACCAAAACAUUAUUUGUGAUACGUUUGCUAACAAGUUUUACCAAACAAAAUGGAAUAAAAAUUGCAUAAACAUGAAAA
Macrobrachium nipponense is the source of this 5861-nucleotide messenger RNA. It is a transcript of the gene tapas, whose product is annotated as tudor domain-containing protein 7B-like. The coding region runs from base 559 to 4128 and encodes 1189 amino acids. The transcript is spliced from 23 exons. Lineage: Eukaryota; Metazoa; Arthropoda; Malacostraca; Decapoda; Palaemonidae. The record is from RefSeq and is a predicted model, not a curated record.